AUGGUCCUUUUCAUUUUAAAGGACCUUCCUCCCAAGUCCCGCCUCCCCUCGCACCCCUCCCUCCCCUCCUCCUCCUCCUCCUCCUCCACCUCCUCUGGCCCCUCCUCGCGUCACGGCAUCAGAACCCAGUCCUCUCGCUCUCGCACUUCCAACCUCCCCACCACCACCACCACCACCACCACCACCACCACCACCACCUCCGCCACCGCCCCUCAUCCAGCAUCCAUCUUCUCUUCUCUCGCCCCUGGCCGCCCCUUGCUCACCUCGCCUCUCGACCCAGCCGCAGCAGCGGCAGCUUUUCUUCUCCCCGCUGCUCCCGCCGCUGCCGCUGGCUCUGCUGCUGGUAGUGGUGGCCAUGGUAGCAGUGGUAGCCGUGGUGGGGUUGGUGAUGGGGUUGGUGGUGGGGGUGGGGGUGGCAAUGCUGGUGGUUGUGGCAGAUCGAGUGGGGUGGGGGGAGGAGCGGUGGGGGGUGUUGGGGGAAGGGGAGAGGGGACUCCUGUGGGAGGAGGACGAGGAGGAGAAGGAAGAGGAGGAGAAGGAAGAGGAGGAGAAGAACGAGGAGGAGCAGGAGGAGCAGGGGACGGUGCAGAGGGUGCAGCACGGGAGAGAAGCAAGAUGAAGAAACCAUCCAGACUUCGCAUGGCCAGCUAA
Molecule: messenger RNA, 651 nt
Organism: Closterium sp. NIES-65
Lineage: Eukaryota; Viridiplantae; Streptophyta; Zygnematophyceae; Desmidiales; Closteriaceae
Source: the annotation of a GenBank genome assembly